This is a messenger RNA of Ilex paraguariensis (yerba mate), 1101 nucleotides long. The record is from the annotation of a GenBank genome assembly. NCBI's taxonomy places the organism in Eukaryota, Viridiplantae, Streptophyta, Magnoliopsida, Aquifoliales, Aquifoliaceae.
AUGGGCACAGGAACGGAAGCACAGAAGUACGUGUGGGAAGGUGGGAUUCCGCUGCAGAUUCGUCUGCACGAAUCCGAAGUGACUACUCUCCCUCCACCACCACCUGCUCUGAUUUUAGCUCCUCGGAUUGGUUACCUACCUCUGUUAGUCCCACACAUUAAACCUUUCUUCAGCAGUACACUUCCUCCUGGGGUAGACACUGUUUGGUUUGAAUACAAAGGCUUGCCCCUCAAAUGGUAUAUACCAACAGGAAUCCUCUUUGAUCUUCUCUGCGCAGAACCAGAAAGACCUUUGAAUCUAACGGUACAUUUUAGGGGAUAUCCAGGUAAUAUAUUGACCCCUUGUGAAAGUGAAGAUAGUGUAAAAUGGAGCUUUAUCAAUUCAUUAAAAGAGGCAGCAUACAUAAUCAAUGGGAACUGCAAGAACAUUAUGAACAUGUCUCAAGCUGAUCAGUUGGAGCUUUGGCGCUCUGUCUUGAAUGGUAACUUGGAAGCUUACCUCCGGAUAUCAUCUAAGCUUAAACUUGGUAUAGUUGAAGAUGAGUUUUCAGUGAAAUUGAAUUCAUCGGCUCUAAAUUCUCAACAAAGUGCUACUGACACAGAUCCUAGUGGACCAGUCAAAACAGGCAGAAUUCCAGUUCGGCUGUACGUUCGGUGUGUCAAUGAGGACUUUGAAGAUUUAGAAGAUGCACCUAAUAUUGACGAUUGGGACAAAAUUUCUUACAUAAAUCGACCUGUUGAGAUUCAAGGAGAAGGCAAAUGGUUCACCUUGCGUGAUGCAGUAAAAGCUCUUUUGCCAGAGUUUUUUGCAGACAAUUUGUUGAUUAAUGAGGAGUUAUCCAGAGCAGGUGAGGAUGAACAUAGAGUACCCUCAGAAGCGUCAAGCAGCAAAAGAAGCUCCGAAGAGACUGGAGAAACAUUGUCUCAAUGUGUGGACUCCGGCUGCCAAUCAGACAAUGCUGAGAUCAAACUUGUCCGUAUUCAGGGAAUAGAGCCAAAAUUGGAGAUUCCUUUUGCUUGGGUGGUGAAUAAUUUGAGAAACCCCGAGCAUUUUCUUCAUAUAUGUGUUUACAUAAAAGUUCCAGAGUCAAUUGCCAUCUAA